AUGUCUGUCGAAACCACUGCCACCAUCGCCUCGUUCGGAGGCAAGCUCUUGAAGCUUGCCCACAAGGCCGCCUCCACAAACUGCGAAAUGAAGUUCAACUUGUUCCUCCCACCUCAAGCUCUCAAGAGCUCGGCCACCAAGAUUCCCGUCCUCAUCUACCUGUCUGGCCUAACCUGCACUGGCGACAACUGCUCAGAGAAGGGUUUCUUCCAGCACCGCGCCAGUCAGAAGGGCAUUGCCGUUGUCUACCCCGACACCAGNCCCGAGUACGUCCCUCCAGCCUUCUAUCCACAAUCAUGUCUGACCGUUCAUACAGGAGGACUCGGCAUCGCUGGCGAGGACGACUCGUACGACUUCGGCUCAGGCGCCGGCUUCUACGUCAAUGCUACAAAGGAGCCCUACAACAAGGGUUACAACAUGUACUCGUACAUCACCGAGGAUCUUCCCAAAGCCCUCUUCUCCUCAUUCAAGCAGUUGGACUCGGACAGAGUCAGUAUCACUGGCCACAGUAUGGGCGGUCAUGGUGCAUUGACUUUGAACCCCGGCAAGUACAAGUCUGUAUCCGCAUUCGCACCUAUUGCCAACCCCAGUAACUGCGAUUGGGGCAAGAAAGCUUUCUCUGGCUACUUCGGCGAGGACCAGACGGACAAGUGGGCUGAGCACGAUGCUACCGAGCUCAUCAAGAAGUGGAAGGGUCCUCUGGAUAUGCUCAUCGAUGUCCAAGGCCAGCUCCUGCCCGAAAAUUUGACCAAGGCCGCUCAAGAGUCAGGCAACGACAAGGGUGUCAACCUUAGAAUGCAGCCCGACUACGAUCACAGCUACUACUUCAUGGCCACCUUUGCCGAUGACCACGUCGACCAUGCUGCCAAGUACCUUCUGGGCUAG
Molecule: messenger RNA, 885 nt
Organism: Aureobasidium musti
Lineage: Eukaryota; Fungi; Ascomycota; Dothideomycetes; Dothideales; Saccotheciaceae
Source: the annotation of a GenBank genome assembly